AUGGACCAGCAUCGGCCGCCGGGCCUUUCUGAUCUGUUGGAUCUGCGCCAAACCUUGCCGAGUGACUUCGACCUCAAGCGCCGCUUCACCUCACCCUCACCUCCGCCCGCCGAUGGGCGCGUCGACCUAGUCGCGUCCGCGGGCGUGCUGCCUGCCCCCUCUCCCAAGUCUCCACCCGCCCAUCCUCUCUGCCCGGCCCUGCCCGCCCUGCUCCCCGACCCUGCUCCCGUGCCCGGCUUCGCAACAGCCACGCCGACGCCGACGCUGGAGCACGCCCGGCCCGACUUGGGCAUCGCUGGACCCGUCGACGCCGCCCUCCCGUGCUGCAGUGUGUCUCUGCCCUCGUCGCCGCAGCUCAAGUCUGCCCCCAGUCUGCGCCUGCCGUCCUUUGACCUGCUGGGCAUCGCCGCCCCGCACCCCGACCGCUUCCAGCCUGACGCCGCCCGCUUCUUCGAGCCCGUAGGCGCCGGUCCUCUCUCCAAGCCAGACGAUCCGCUUCAUGCACGGAGCCCCGAGCCCACGCGCUGCUCCGACAUAGUCGACGCGCUCCCGCUGCCCAGUCCGCGCCUGCCCGCCAAAAGCCACCCGACGGGCGAGCAGCAGUUCACCACCCUGCCCACUCCGCCGCCCGACUUGGGCGCCAACUACUGGGGAAGCAUUUCCCAUGUCCGCGCUACCACCAUGGAAUCUCCAGCGAGGUCGGACCCGGAGAGGACGUCCCCUGGCAUUGUUCCCCAGCCUGUCGUUGCCCCUGCACCCGAGCCCUCAGAAGACCCACCCGCCGACGGCGCGCCGCGCCAGAACGAACGCACCUUCUCGUGGCUCGACGAAGCCUUGCAGACCAUCAUCGCUGAUCUGGGCGCCGUCACCGGAUCCAGCAGUUUCGUUAGGAUCCUCUCACAUGCUCUGCCUUGCCCCUCACCCAAGGGACAAGCUUCCACCCAAAUAAUCCAAGCCCUUCACGAAGCAAUACCGCCAGCAUCGACAGUAUGGAUCAACGUCUUCCACGCCGUCCCCGGACGGUUCAGCAUGGCUGAUCUGCCGACCUCACCACCAAGCACGCCAGGACCACCGGUAGGAGGGGACGACUACUUCACCACCAAGGUGUUUGAUAGCGCUGUUCAAGUCACGGACUACGAGGCCGAGGUGAAAGCUGCGCGAUCGCCGCGACCCGUGGUUCCGCCCGGCUCCGUGGACGUCUCCAUCGUCGAGCGCUACAUCCCGCCAACGAGUCCCUCGGAAUUCGCCGGCCUUUACUCCACGAGCGGAUCGCGAUCGCUGCUGCUGGACCGGCUGGCUGAGAUAUCACUUGACCAUGGGCACUUGUUGUUCAUCUACCCAACCAGAACAGGCGGUCGGGCAUUCAUGAACAGCUAUCUGGGACCCGUGCUGGACCCCAUUCUCCGCUCCAUGCACGUCGUUCACGACUUGUCUGCCGACCUAGGCUCGUCGUUGGGCCACAUGGCUGCGGUGGAGCACCUACACGAAUUCGACGAGAUGCAUCGGCGACUGGGCAUCUUCUUACAUCACCUGAACAACGGGCGAACAUCGGACCGCUUUAAGCUGGCAGGGUCCAAUUUUUCCAUCGUAUACGCGAAGAAACAGGAGGCGCGCAUUGCGAGAGACGUAUGGGCAAGCGAUUGGUGGAUCAAGCAGGAAAAGCCAAGGGUCCGCACUGCUGUGAGCAAGUAUUUCCGACUUGCGCACAAAUUACCGCCGGAGGACCGAGUGAUGCCCACGGCAUUGAUCCAGGAGCUCCUUGACGGCGUUGCAAUGAAGCCUUAUGAGUUCGGAGAGCCAGGCAAGGGGGUAGAAGUUGGAGUUUUCGUAAUAAGAAGGUCAAGGUAA
This is a messenger RNA of Diplodia corticola, 1848 nucleotides long. RefSeq names its product deacetylase complex subunit. The transcript is spliced from 2 exons. The coding region runs from base 1 to 1848 and encodes 615 amino acids. NCBI's taxonomy places the organism in Eukaryota, Fungi, Ascomycota, Dothideomycetes, Botryosphaeriales, Botryosphaeriaceae. The record is from RefSeq and is a predicted model, not a curated record.